AUGGGGCAGCAUAUCGGUGAGGGAACCGGGGCAACGGCGGCAACGUCAGAAAAAAACGAGCAGGAAGGUGAGUAUUUGUUUUUGAAAAAGAAGGAGCUAAAAGGACAGAAAAGAGAAGAAAAAGAAGAUAUUUUCAAGGAGAAACUAAGGAAAAAGAGAAUGGACGAGAAAAGAGAUAGUGAAAAAAAAGCAGAAAUAAGGGAGAAAAAAAGAAAGUUAAAGGUUGGAAUGGAGUCAUUGCGGCGUUCGAGGCGGACAAACAAAGGACACCGGCGACAGAUGUUUGAGGAAAGAGAAAUCCCAAUGAAUGAGCGUGUGCGGUGUAGAUGUGGAAAAGAUGAUGGAGGGAUAAUGGUACAGUGUGAGGGAUGCACGACGUGGCAGCAUAUUGUGUGUAUGGGAUUUGAAAACGAGGAAAAUCUUCCAGAGACAUAUUUUUGUGAUGUGUGCCGCCCAGAGCUGUAUCAGGGGCUUCAGAAGGCACAGAAGAUGAAAAAUGUAGGAAAAAAGACGAAGAACCGUGUGCAAAGCAAGAAAGAACAUGAUUUAGCAAAAACAACAGAAAAAAGGAGUAUGGGAGAUAUAGAAGAGGAGAUACUGUGUGAAAAAGAAAAUAAAGAGUUGACGGAAGAGGUGGUGGAGAAAGGAGGACUGGGUUCGGUAACAGAAAGCGAAAACAGGGAUGUAAAGCAGGAAACGCCGUCGCCGGCGUCAACAUCAGACUCAGAUUAUCAUUUUCAGGAAGAUCAUGACAUUCCCCCGGCAAAAAUGUCGCGUGUAUCGUUUGAGCAAUCGUAUAUAAAAGCAUUACAAAAUCGAAAGCUUCCGCAGGCGUUGAAGCAUGUAAAAAAGGCUGAUACCCCGUUGGCGAGGCAAACAACAAACCAAGUACCAAUCGAAGAUCCUGUUGAAAAACUCGAGGAAUUAAAGGAUGCAACAAGAAAACAUGUAGCACAAUCGUUUUCAACUAUUUUUGUAACAGCCAUUACAACUCUUCUUGAAGAAGGGAGUCUUGUUUUGGAUCAUGAUGAAACACCAGAGAAAGCAGGAGAGCGCCUUGCACUUACUAUUGAAUAUAGUAUGUUUAAAGAUUUUUCUAUUGAAGAAAAAGGAAAAUAUAUCCUAACUCCAAAAUAUAAAGAAAGAUUUCGUACACUUCAUUUCAAUCUAAAAGAUGAUAAAAACCCUCAGCUUCGAACUCGUGUUGUUUCAGGGGAAAUUAUUCCACAAGAUUUAGUUCAUAUGACUAGUGAAGAAAUGGCUAGUUCAGAGAUACAACUGUUGGCAGAAUCCGUAAGAGCGCAGAGUACUAAGAAUUCAGUUCUAAAACAAACGGAAGCUCCAAGAAUCCGUCGAACUCAUAAAGGCGAAGAAAUCAUAGGAGAUCAAGAAAUAAGUGGCCUUCCUAUACAGCAGAAAAUCGAAACAUUAAUUCCUUUUUCUUUAAAGUCUAAAAGUGAAAUAGAAGAAGUUCCAAAAGAAUCUCCUAUUUUAUCUCAACAACUCAAUUCUACUCAUGGGAAAACAACAGUACCAAAAAUAAAUGAAUCUGAUUCAGACAAAAACAAGGCUCAAGAUGAUGAAAGAAAUUUGGUAUCUAACCAGUCUUUCGAUAUUCAGAAUGUAUGGAGUAAUAUCAAAUCCCAAAAGGCAUCUUAUAUAUCCGAAAAGUAUCCCGUUCAUGCUCAGGAUGCUGCUGAAAUAGAUUUUGACCCAGAUAUUGAUAGAAUGAUUGAUGAUGAUAAUAAUAGUACAAACACUCCUCCUUACUCACCAUCUUAUAAUGCCGUUGAGACAAAUAUUAUUCAUCCCAUCUGGUCAGGAAGACUUUUUAUGGCCUCGGUCGCAGAGUUUAAUGCUAUAGCUAUACAUGUAGCAGGCCCCUCUAUUUCUCCAGCACGACCGUGGAGUGAAAUCCUUCAAGACAAAAUUGUCGUAGAUGGGAGAAUAUCAGUGGAUAAAUCAACGGAAUAUCUUUGUCAACAAAAACUUUCUUCGACUAAACAUUUAAUUGUCAUUUCAUUUAAACCGCAAAAUAAAGAAAUGCAGCAUGGAUUUGAAAAACUUUAUCAUUACUUUUAUUCUCGAAAACGUUAUGGAGUUUUGAAACCUACAACAUCUGCGGUAAAAGAUGCUUAUAUUAUACCUCUUUCUCCAACAGAUCAAUUACCAGAAUUUAUUCAACUCAUGGAUGAAACACAUAUUUCUGAAAAAAAAAGAACAGAAAAAUAUAUUCUUGGUGUAUUCAUUGUAAAUAAAAUAUCCAAUACUGUUCCUCUAGUUAACAAAACAUCUCAUACCUCUCAGGGUGUUAAUGAAUGGAAAGAAUUAAAUAGUGUGCCAAUUAUGCAUCAAGCAGCGAAUAUACCAACGUCUUCAAUAUCACAUUUACCCACUGUUCCUCUUUUGGGAGAAUUAAACCUUCCAAAUAACAUAUCACUUUCUAGUGCAGAUAUAGCAAUUCUUCUGUCUGUAUUAAAUGCGAAUCCAGAAAUUUUGUCUAAUCCAGAACUUGCAUCUAAUUCAAAACUUCUACAACAACUAGUUAUUCAACAUCAAAACCAACAAAACCAAAUAAAUACAGCACAUCCAUCAAAUUCUCGACCUAUGGCCUCUAGAUGGGAUAAAAAAUGGUAA
This is a messenger RNA of Pneumocystis jirovecii RU7, 2637 nucleotides long. RefSeq lists its product as uncharacterized. The record is from RefSeq and is a predicted model, not a curated record. Lineage: Eukaryota; Fungi; Ascomycota; Pneumocystomycetes; Pneumocystales; Pneumocystaceae. Gene Ontology annotation, cellular component: nucleus. The coding region runs from base 1 to 2637 and encodes 878 amino acids. Gene Ontology annotation, molecular function: RNA polymerase II transcription regulatory region sequence-specific DNA binding. Gene Ontology annotation, biological process: transcription elongation by RNA polymerase II; DNA-templated transcription; transcription antitermination. The transcript has 5 exons.